AUGGGAUCUUGCUCCUCAUAAAAAAUUCACAUACCCUUUUCUCCAUCAAAAUAAUGCUAAAUUGCUGAAGUUCAAGCUUUUCCGAGAAUGCCAUGGAUUAAUAAAUAUCUGCAGUAACCUUUACAAAGAAUAAUUCUGCCCUACAAUCCUAACAGUCAUGAAUACCAAUACAAUGUCGAAGUUGAAGGUGUAAUAUUUGACGAAAUAGCUCCACCUGACUUUCUUGAUGAUGAUAUUUUAGAACCCAUAGAAGGCGAUGAUUGA
Molecule: messenger RNA, 264 nt
Organism: Paramecium tetraurelia
Lineage: Eukaryota; Ciliophora; Oligohymenophorea; Peniculida; Parameciidae
Exons: 2
Source: RefSeq, a predicted model, not a curated record